AUGAAUGAACGCGAACGAGAACGCUCCGCCACGAUUUACUACGACGCCCAGGAGAAGUUGUAAAUUUCGUCCUUUUUUCGGCAUUUUUUGUAUGAUAAUUAUGUUUUUUUUAGAGUUUAUUAAUGAUCGAGAAUUUCUUUUUAUUCAAAUUGAAAGAAUACCCUGUUUUUUUAAAAAAAUUUCAUUUUCAUGAAAAAUAAAAAUUUUUUUAUCAGAAUUUUCUUACUUUUUGAGUCUCAUGAUCAUCAUUAUCAGUGAAUUUUUUUAUAUUGAAGUCAAUAAAAAAACUGUUUUUUUAAAAAUAUAUUUUUCUAUGGAGGUUCUAACUUUACUAUGUUCGGCAAAGAACCAUGCUAAAAUUCUCGAAUAUUGAUUAGUCAAUUCCAACUUCAUAUAUUAUUAUUUCUUUUUGACAAUUUUUACUGAAUGAGACCUAGAAAAUGAGCAGAAUAUAUUCAGUUCUUAGUAGUUAAUGGAACGUACGAUAUAAAUUUGCUUUCUAACUCCUGAAUUGCUUUUCUGGUUAUGAAAGAUGAACUACAUUUUUCAGCUUCUAAAAUUUUUUUUUUGAACAUUUUUUCUCGUGAUUCAAGCUUUAAAUAAUAGUUUUUUUUGGUUAUGUUCAUGAUUAAGAAGUUAAUUUUUUUCAAUAUUCAAGCUCUAAAUGGAAGAAUUUUUUUGAUAAAAAAAGUAAAUAAUGCUUUUUUUCUUAAAAAAAUGUUCUUCUCAGUUUUAAUGGUUCUCCUCCGAUAAGUGGAGAAAGUGGUGUAUAUUCUAUUUUUAUUUUGACAAUAUUUUCGGACUGAGAGCUAAAAAUAAUGGAAAAUAUUUAUCAUUCAUGAGUUUGGAAGUUAUUUUCCACUUUUUGGUUGUUUUUCUGCUUUCAAUUACAUUUAUUUCAAUUUUCCUUAUUUCAAGGCGUAUUCAAAGAGUUUUUCUUGAAAUUCGAGCUUUAAAUGGAACAAGUUUUUUCCAGUGAAAAUCAGAAAAUGGAUGCUUUUUCACCUUCACUCCAUUUUUUUCAACUUUACUCAAUUCUAGUGGUACUCCGGUGAACGAAGAAGGUGUCGACGAGGUCUACGUGUCCCAGCAACGGCGAACUUAUUCCUUUCAACGACGUGACGCCCCCGCCACCGGCGUCUCGUCCGUUAUUCAGGUGUGCUAAUUGCUUUUUUCCUUUGUUUUGGAAUCAUCAAUUUUGUGGAUAAAAAUGUACUGAUUAUCGAUUCCUAUAUCCUUCAUUCCCCUUUAUGAAAAAUUAUAGUUCGUUUCGAAAGCCGAAGAUGAUAAUUAUCAGAAAAAAACGAUCCUUUCUUCCCUUAAUCUUUUAAAAAGGUCGUCUUAGUGAAUGUCUAAUAUCUUUCCUAUUGUAUAAUUCAUCAAUUUGCUUCUAGCAGAGAUCUGAAAAAAAAGAAAAAAAAAUUUUUUUAAUACUUAUAGAUGGCUUUUUUUUUAUUUGAACGUUUUUCGAAUAAAAAAGAUUUUUUCAUUAGGAGUGAGCUUUUGAUUUCUUUUGAUUUCAGUUCCAUUAGUUAAGUUUUCUUCUCGUUCCAAAUUUUUUCAAUUUCUGGGAAAUUCUUCUGCACGUUUAAAAUAAAAAAGUAAACGUGUAUGCGCAAUUUUUAAAAUCGACAGUUUUCCGAGAAACAGUAAUUUCGCCUGUUGGUCGAAGAAAUAUUGAACGUUUUAUAGAUUUUUCAGGUUUUUUUCAAAAUUGUAGUUAUGAUGUCACUUACGAAUUUAAGCUAAAAACUUACUCAUGUUGAUAAUUUUUUUGAAGUUUUUGUUUCAUUCUUUAAAAGUAUCUAUUUUUUUUCACUGCGAAUUCUCUCAUUUCUCUCAUUUUUUUCAAAGCAGUUAUUUUUUUAUUUACUAUUUUAUUUAGUUAGAAGGUGUUUUUUUUCUGGAAUUUUUCAUGUAAAAUUUAAGAUUGGGAGUUGAAAAGAUGCAUUUAACUUUUUUUUAAAUAGGAAAUCAAGAGGAUUUUUCUCUUUAGACCUUUCCCAGUUGAACUGUGAGGAAAUAGUUAUGAGGGGUUUUUUCGAAUUUAACCUCUUCAGAAUUAUUCUGUGUAGUUCACUUCAGCAAAUGCGUUGAAUGCCGAAUUCGCUGGUAUAUUAAUUCUAGAACCGAUAUUUGAUCUUAUAAGAUAAUUUUUUUUCUUGAUUCAGUGUUUGUUUAAACUUCCCCUAAUGAUUAUUAUACUUCAUACUUCUUUUUUUUUCUUCGAAGUUUUGACCUCUCUAAAUUUACAAAACUUCUCUUCUUUCAGUUGAAAUAUCGAAUGCCUAAUUGGGCAGUAAAUAUUUUCUAAACCUUUUUUUUUAGCGCUCCUUCAAACUUUUCACAACAAUUAGUUAUCGUCUUUAAAUUUUUUUUUUCAAAAGUUUGACCUCUUCCAACUUGGGCAACUUUUUUUUGAAACGAGACGUCGAAAACCGAAUUUCGCGGUUUAAAAGUUCUAGGCGUUGAUUUAUUCUAUAAGCCUUUUUUUCUUUCAAUUAGCGCUUUUUCAAACGUUUAACAACAAUCAGUAAGGUUCAUGCAUUUUUUGUCAUCAGUUUGACUUCUUCAAACUAUUUUCUUUCAGUCGAUGCGCCGUCUGCCCAACUCGGCGGCGCCGGUGACGAUGCCGCCGUCGCAGCCGGACUACGACUAUCCCUCCCCCUCGAAGGGACAUUCGGCGGCUUUGGCGCGACUCUCGGCCUCGCCCAGCUCCCAGCAUCGCCAGAAACCCAUCGUCGACUAUGAAGACUUUGUCCCGGGUAACAACCGCGGGAAGCCCUCCUCCUCCUCUUUGGCGGCCUUCAAAAGGCAGAACAGCGGCGAGGUCAUGGAGUUGUCGUAUUCGAGGAGGGGCGCCGCUUCUGGAGAUCUUCCGCCACCUCAUCCUUCCCACGGGGGAGCUUACCAACAACACCAUCCUCCUAGGCCCAAGGACUUUCCUGUGGUUGUUGGAUGUUCGUAUUUAAUUGAAUUUAUUGAAAUAUUCAUGGUCAUAUUAAUCCGUUUUUCUCGGCUUGAAACGUUCAUGUGCAGCGUUUGCGAUGCGUUUUUGAAUCUUUUUCUCGUUUCAUGAAAAAGGCUGAUUGCUCAGUCGGGCUAAAACGGGCUCUCAGCGGGUUCCCCCGUAUAAAACCCAUAUAAGCACGGCUUGUAGAUCUUUUGGCAUUUUUUCACCCAGCUAAGACAGAUUUUUCUUGGUAUUCAGCUCUAAACGUCUGAGUUUCUUCUGGGGGAAGUUAUGAGGGGAAAAUUGAUUUUUCAUGGCUUUGUGAGAUUGUAUUAGAGUUUACAGCGCCUUUUUUAAAGAAGCAUAAUUUUUCAGCUUCAUCUAGCAAAUCAAGAACGAGAGAUUUUCAUAAAGAUAAGCUUACCUUCUUCGUUACCUGCACUUCAAAAUUAUAACAUUUUUCUUUUUUCAGCCUACGGAAACGACCGGGAAAAGGCUGACAUCUCAUUCACGAGAAGGAAUAGUGGAGAACAACGACGGAGGGACGAGGAAUCGUACCUUCGGUACGGGUCCCCGCCCCAACUCAACGUCAACCAACACCAAAACCCGCAAGGACCGCAGUUCUACCACGGCUUCCGGGAAACCAAAGCCAACUCUCAAGGGCAGAGAUUUGGAUCCAGUGGAUCCGCUUCUCGGUUAGUUUUCGUGGAGGGGAGAAUAGAGCAAGUUGUCUGCACUAUUGAGCACGAUGUAAAAUUUUCCUUCAUUUUUAAUAUUAUGACUAUAUCAGUGAAAUCACAUAGCGCCAGCUUGUCCCGAUUUUGAUUUCCCUCCCUGCUACAGAACCCUUAACUUCGACGCGCGCGGGCUGCCUCUGUGCAUGCGCCUUUAAUAGAACGGGGAUUGUAGACUAAAUAAAAAACUUCAGUUUUGGGGUUUGAAUAUUUGAAAUUUAUCAUGAAGGUUCCGACUGCGGUACCGUAAGUGGGAAAUAUCGGCAAACUUAAAGUAUAGCUGAUCCACGGCUGGUUUGAGACAUCGAAAAAAGGGUCUGACACGAUGAGAAAAGAGACAGUGCCUGGUUGGAUGAGGGCGCAGACAGGCCACGCCCCUUUGCCCCCAAGUCGCGAAUCGGCUGUGAAUUUGCCAAAAGUUGCCAAAUUUAAAUGAAGCUCGAUUUUUGAAAAUUGCCUAGCUAGGCGCUGCCAAUUCUAAGAAUAUCUAGGCGCUGCCAAUUCUAAGAAUUUCUAGGCGCUGCCAAUUUUGAGAAUAUCUAGGCGCUGCCAAUUUUGAGAAUUUCUAGGCGCUGCCAAUUCUAAGAAUAUCUAGGCGCUGCCAAUUUUGAGAAUAUCUAGGCGCUGCCAAUUUUAAGACUAUCUAGGCGCUGCCAAUUUUGAGAAUAUCAGGCGCUGCCAAUUUUGAGAAUAUCUAGGCGCUGCCAAUUUUAAGACUAUCUAGGCGCUGCCAAUUUUGAGAAUAUCAGGCGCUGCCAAUUCUAAGAAUAUCUAGGCGCUGCCAAUUCUAAGAAUUUCUAGGCGCUGCCAAUUUUGAGAAUAUCUAGGCGCUGCCAAUUUUGAGAAUUUCUAGGCGCUGCCAAUUCUAAGAAUAUCUAGGCGCUGCCAAUUUUGAGAAUAUCUAGGCGCUGCCAAUUUUAAGACUAUCUAGGCGCUGCCAAUUUUGAGAAUAUCAGGCGCUGCCAAUUCUAAGAAUAUCUAGGCGCUGCCAAUUCUAAGAAUUUCUAGGCGCUGCCAAUUCUAAGAAUUUCUAGGCGCUGCCAAUUUUAAGAAUUUCUAGGCGCUGCCAAUUUUGAGAAUAUCUAGGCGCUGCCAAUUUUGAGAAUUUCUAGGCGCUGCCAAUUCUAAGAAUUUCUAGGCGCUGCCAAUUCUAAGAAUUUCUAGGCGCUGCCAAUUUUGAGAAUAUCUAGGCGCUGCCAAUUUUGAGAAUUUCUAGGCGCUGCCAAUUCUAAGAAUAUCUAGGCGCUGCCAAUUUUGAGAAUAUCAGGCGCUGCCAAUUCUAAGAAUAUCUAGGCGCUGCCAAUUCUAAGAAUUUCUAGGCGCUGCCAAUUCUAAGAAUUUCUAGGCGCUGCCAAUUUUGAGAAUAUCUAGGCGCUGCCAAUUUUGAGAAUUUCUAGGCGCUGCCAAUUCUAAGAAUAUCUAGGCGCUGCCAAUUUUGAAAAUAUCUAGGCGCUGCCAAUUUUAAGACUAUCUAGGCGCUGCCAAUUUUGAGAAUAUCAGGCGCUGCCAAUUCUAAGAAUAUCUAGGCGCUGCCAAUUUUGAGAAUAUCUAGGCGCUGCCAAUUUUGAUGCCGUGUUCAAAGUAAUUUCCGCGAAAUGCAAAAUACCCGUUAGAGAAAGAAUAUCUAGGCGCUGCCAAUUUUGAGAAUAUCUAGGCGCUGCCAAUUUUGAGAAUAUUCUAAGAAUAUCUAGGCGCUGCCAAUUUUGAGAAUAUCUAGGCGCUGCCAAUUUUGAGAAUAUCUAGGCGCUGCCAAUUUUGAGAAUAUCAGGCGCUGCCAAUUCUAAGAAUAUCUAGGCGCUGCCAAUUUUGAGAAUAUCUAGGCGCUGCCAAUUUUGAGAAUAUCUAGGCGCUGCCAAUUUUGAGAAUUUCUAGGCGCUGCCAAUUUUGAGAAUAUCUAGGCGCUGCCAAUUCUAAGAAUUUCUAGGCGCUGCCAAUUUUGAGAAUAUCUAGGCGCUGCCAAUUUUGAGAAUUUCUAGGCGCUGCCAAUUUUAAGACUAUCUAGGCGCUGCCAAUUUUGAGAAUAUCAGGCGCUGCCAAUUCUAAGAAUAUCUAGGCGCUGCCAAUUCUAAGAAUUUCUAGGCGCUGCCAAUUCUAAGAAUUUCUAGGCGCUGCCAAUUUUGAGAAUAUCAGGCGCUGCCAAUUCUAAGAAUAUCUAGGCGCUGCCAAUUUUGAGAAUAUCUAGGCGCUGCCAAUUUUGAGAAUAUCUAGGCGCUGCCAAUUUUGAUGCCGUGUUCAAAGUAAUUUCCGCGAAAUGCAAAAUACCCGUUAGAGAAAGAAUAUCUAGGCGCUGCCAAUUUUGAGAAUAUCUAGGCGCUGCCAAUUUUGAGAAUAUUCUAAGAAUAUCUAGGCGCUGCCAAUUUUGAGAAUAUCUAGGCGCUGCCAAUUUUGAGACUAUCUAGGCGCUGCCAAUUAUAAGACUAUCUAGGCGCUGCCAAUUUUGAGAAUAUCUAGGCGCUGCCAAUUUUGAGAAUAUCUAGGCGCUGCCAAAUUUGAGAAUAUCUAGGCGCUGCCAAAUUUGAAAAUAUCUAGGCGCUGCCAAUUUUGAGAAUAUCUAGGCGCUGCCAAUUUUGAGAAUAUCUAGGCGCUGCCAAUUCUAAAAAUAUCUAGGCGCUGCCAAUUCUAAGAAUUUCUAGGCGCUGCCAAUUUUGAGAAUAUCUAGGCGCUGCCAAUUCUAAAAAUAUCUAGGCGCUGCCAAUUCUAAGAAUUUCUAGGCACUGCCAAUUUUGAGAAUAUCUAGGCGCUGCCAAUUUUGAGAAUAUCUAGGCGCUGCCAAUUUUAAGACUAUCUACACUAAGAAUAACUGACGAGAUAAACGCGAGGUCGGUGGCGGUACAUUGACGAGCUCGCAAACAUCUCGCUUUUUUCUAGGCGCGAUCUCGCAUUUAUCUCGGCGCGACCUCGCAUUUUUCUUGGCGCCAUCUCGCAUUUAUCUCGCAUUUCGGAAAUUUUCAAAUUGCGAGAGAAAUGCGAGCUCGCGCCUAGAAAAAUGCGAGCUCGCGCCCAGACAAAUGCGAAACCGGCGCGAGAAAAAAAGCGAGAUAUUUGCGAGCUCGUCAAUGUACCGCCAGUGUCUCGCGUUUAUCUCGGCAGUUAUUCUUAGUGUAGGCGCUGCCAAUUUUGAGAAUAUCUAGGCGCUGCCAAUUUUAAGACUAUCUAGGCGCUGCCAAUUUUGAGAAUUUCUAGGCGCUGCCAAUUUUGAGAAUAUCUAGGCGCUGCCAAUUUUGAGAAUAUCUAGGCGCUGCCAAAUUUAAAAGAAAAGAUCAAGAACUCUUCGCCCUGCAUGCGCCUUCAAUAACGCCUGACAUUACUGUCUUAUUAAAGGCACCUACAAAGAGAAAGGUCGCGCGCAUCGAAAGAAAGUUUCUAGGAAUAUUCCUUUAACUCAGAUCUCUCGGAAUCACAAGCUACUGCGGAAUGAGCUAAAAACUGGUCUUAAACUGUAAAAAAUCUUUAUGAAUAAAUAGCCAAAAAGUACGGUCACAAAAUUUUGAUUUCUAUGAAUUUUUUACGAUAUCAGACACCUCUACGAAGAAGUUCCAACGUCGGCGCCUUACGAAUCUUCGGCCAGGGAAACGGAUAUUCUUGGCGAUGAUGACCUUGGCCACGGUCAUCAGCAUGUUCCAGUUCUUUUCAAACCUCAGGUUUCAAAUUUGACUUUUUUUCGUUUUUGUACGAGGUCUUAAUGGAUAAUCUGAAGAAAAAGAGAAAGAAAAACAGUUUUCAUGAAAGAUUUUUAUUCACAAACCAGUGUGAUCCCUGAGCAGUUCCUUUACACAUAACAUUUAAAGGUAAAAUUUUGAGAGUUUUGUAAUUUUUUUUGCGACCUAUUGGAAAUAUAUACUAUUUUUGAUUUUGUGCUUACUGUGAAACUGAAAAAUAGUUUAAUCUAUGCAAAAUUAACAUUUUUGAAGCAAAAAAGUUGGAUGGUGACUUGUUAGGCAGAGAAUUCGACGAAAAGUGGUUUUUUAAAGUUUAAAUCUUCAAAAAAGGAUUUUUUAAGUUUUAAGAAGACUUAUUUAGGUUCUAUAAGGAUUUUUAUCUCAAUUAAAGCUAGAAGUCUCGAUUUAUUUUUUUUUUUCAGCAAAAUCCGAAUCGAAGCCGUUUGGAGCCGGAAGAAGUCGAUAGUGAUGGUCAUUCUGGUGUUUAUCAGCCGGGAAAAUAUCAACCUUGUGAGGAGAUUUUCUUUUUCGAUUUUUAAGUUCGGGGAGUGUCUAAAUUGCAUUUAGGAAAAUAUGGGGUUCAUAGAAACUUUCUAGAAGAACAGAAAAUUGGGUGAAGAGAGGUUUGGAGUUAAAAAAUAGGGAAUUUUGGGUUUCAGUGGUGGAGAUUUGACGAUCUGCCGGGACUUUUUUUAUAACUUUAUUAUUUUUUUCUGUUUUCGGAAUAAUUGAAAUUAUAACUCUCCGACUUUUUUUCUUUGAUUUUGUGACGAAGAAUUGUCAUCAAUGUAUUAAUUUUAUGGAAAUUUCAAAAGUAGUUCUCCAAUCCCUACGUUUCGUAGCAACUAGAAACUCCGAGAAAAACUUUAAAAAUGACUGGGAUUCUCUAAAAAGCAAAAAAAGAAAGGAACGAGGCUGCCGAAUCUCUGAAUCGCAAAUGAGCCGAUUUUUUUCAUUCCAAAAAGCGAAGAUCCUUCUGUUUUCUUUCCUAUUUAAAGGCAUCUUUUUUUAGAAAAAAAUUAGAUUUUUUUGAAAUUUUUAAAUUUUUUUAUUCUGAAGAGCGUCCUGAAAGAUAUCAGAAUGAUGAUUCUCGAAAGUGGAUUAUUUGAACAGUUUUUUAAUUUUCUCCUGAAUUUUUAGUCAUUUUGUUCAUUUUCGAGCUUCUUGUCACUGUAGUGAUCACUUCCAAGCUUCAAAUCACUGUAGGAGUUCUUUUCUAG
Molecule: messenger RNA, 8566 nt
Organism: Caenorhabditis auriculariae
Lineage: Eukaryota; Metazoa; Nematoda; Chromadorea; Rhabditida; Rhabditidae
Source: the annotation of a GenBank genome assembly